CUGAUAAAACGUGAGCUCCUAGGAGGGAGGGAGGGAGGAGAGAGGAAGGUGAUCAGGGGGAGCCUCGUCUGUCUCUUGUUGCCAUCUCACCUUCAUCCGUGCAGCCUGUCGAUCCUCCGCCUUUAAGACUCCGCAGCGUUUUUUCACCCCCCAUCUUUUAUUUUAUUUAUUUAUUUUAUUUAUUCUACCAACAUUUCAUCAUUCCCGCGCUUCACUGAGCGCUCCGCAGCUUCUGGCUCACCGUGGAUCCAUCUCCAUCUGCAGCCAUGUCAGACUCCGAGGACAUGACGGAGUUCGCCAGCAUCGUGGAGCGCAUCGAGCGGGGAGAGGUCCCGAUCAAGAACAUCGAGCGGGAGCUGAUCUGCCCCAUCUGCAAGGAGCUCUUCACCCACCCGCUCAUCCUGCCCUGCCAGCACAGCGUCUGCCACAAGUGCGUGAAGGAGCUGCUGAUGCUGAACCACGACGACUCGUUCGACGCCGGCUCCGAGAGCUCGAUGCCGGGCAGCCCCAGGUCCAGGGUGCCCUCCCCCUCCAUGGAGAGGCUGGACAGGCUUGUCAGAUCAGGUCCCCGGAAACGAAGCGGAAAUACUGGCUUACAAACUGAGAUAAAUCCAGCACUCCUCUCUUCCCCUGUCCCCCAAAAACGUUCGAUCUCAUCCCCGGGCUGGCGCCGAGGGUCUGUGACCCCCCGGGUCACUGCCAUCCCGUGCCCGGGCUGCCAGCACGACAUCGACCUUGGCGAACGCGGCAUCAGCAUGUUGUUUCGCAAUUUCACCCUGGAGAGCAUCGUUGAGCGCUAUAGACAGGCCGCCCGUGCGGCUGUAGCGAUCAUGUGCAACAUCUGUAAACCUCCAAACCAGCAGGAGGCGACAAAGAGCUGCAUGGACUGCAAGGCUAGCUACUGCAACGAGUGCUUCAAACUGCACCAUCCCUGGGGCACGCCCAAAGCCCAGCACGAGUAUGUUGGUCCCACCACAAAUUUUAGGCCAAAGGUGCUCAUGUGUCCAGAGCACGAGAUGGAGAAGGUGAACAUGUACUGUGAAGUCUGCAGACGACCGGUGUGCCACUUGUGUAAACUGGGAGGCUCCCACGCCAACCACAAAGUGACGUCGAUGAGCAGCGCUUAUAAGAUCCUCAAGGAGAAGCUAGCCAAGAGUAUCCAUUACCUCAUCAGUAAAGAAGACCAGGUCAGGACUCAGAUUACCGAGCUCGACCGGCUCAUCAAUCAGACCGAGGAAAAUGGCCAGCUCGCUGAGCGUCAAGCCAACGAACACUUUGAACGUCUGUUUGAGACCCUUCAAGAAAGAAAAUCCGAGAUGCUGAGGUCCAUUGAACAGUCCCGUAACAGACGCAUAGACCACCUGAAAGGCCAGGUGGAGGAGUACCGGGGCAUGUUGGAGAACAGCGGUCUGGUUGGCUACGCCCAGGAGGUGCUGAAGGAGACCGAUCAGUCCUGCUUUGUCCAGACUGCAAAGCAGCUACACGUCAGGAUUCAGAAAGCCACAGAAUCACUGAAGACCUUCCACCCCUCAGCUGACCCUUGCUUUGAUGAGUUUGUGCUGGACACGUCCAAAGAGGAAACUCUGCUGAAAGAGAUGUGCUUUGGAGGAGUCCCGGAUCCCCCGCUGAUUGACUUGUCCCACAGCAGAGUAUAUAAUGAGGCAUCAAUCUGCUGGAGGCUGUCUGAUGACCAUCUACCAACAGAUCACCAUGUUCUCGAGUACCGCAAACUAGGGGGACCCAGCCAGUCUCCAUCCCUCGUGGACGAUGGAGUCUGGAAGGCUACAGACCGGGUGUUUGGAUCCAGUGCUGUGGUAGAUGGCCUGCAACCUGACAGUUGUUACGCCUUCAGAGUUCGAAGCUGCAGGAACUCCAUCUUUAGCCCUUACAGCCCAGAGGUCUCCUUCCACACUCCACCUGCUCCUGUUUUUAGCUUCCUGUUCAGUGACGAGUGUGGAUUCAGCACGGAGCGCCUCAUUCUGAACAACCGACGGGACGCUGUGGAGAGCGUGGCGGGCAUGGCUUUCCUCCUCGCAGCAGAACGAGUGCAGACGGGCAGCUACGUCGGUCUGGAUUACAUCAUUGGGGACACGGGCAUCUCUCAGGGGAGACACUACUGGGCCUUUAAGGUGGAGCCGUACUCCUACAUGGUUAAAGUGGGCGUGGCCUCUGACACCAAGCUGAUCGAAUGGUUCCACAAUCCAAGAGACACCAGCAGCCCAAGGUAUGACCAUGACAGCGGCCAUGACAGCGGCAGCGAGGACGCGUGCUAUGAGCUCUCCCAGCCCUUCACACUUAUCACCCUGGGCAUGGGCAAGCUCUUCAUCCCAAAGGCCUCUUCUUCCUCCUCUGUUUCCAACGCAAACGUGUCGUCCGGCGACCCCGGCAAUCGGGUGCUUCCAAUGCCGCAACGCUUGGGCAUAUGCUUGGACUACGACGCACAUCGGGUGUAUUUUUACGACGCAGACUCCAUGAGGUGCCUUUUCGAGAGGCAGGUUGACUGUUCGGGAACGAUGUUUCCAGCCUUUGGUCUCAUGGGCAGCGGGAAGGUCCAGCUGGAGGAGUUCAUCGCCGCUAAGAAACUGACCUUCUGAGUAAAGGAUGAAGGAUGUUGACGCAUUAGGACUUGAAUCUAUUGAGGUUUUUUUUUUUUUUUUUUUUGUUUUUUUUUGUGCAAAUCUAGAGGGCAAUUUGUCCUAUGAGGGUAAAAUUUAACCAUUUUUCUUUGAGCCAGUUAUCCACAGGGCUUCCCCCCCCCUCCUGCUCUAUAAAUGAGAUAACUGGACCAAACUAAUGCGUCCACAUUCAGAGGUCUUUUGGAGAUUGAUAUGAAAGGUCGUCUUUGCAAACCAAAGUCUCUGCGUUCGUGAAUUGUUAACGACCCGUUUUUAUUUGCCAGCUGGGAUCAGCUGCUUUUGAACUGGCUACAGACUUGGUAGUCACUUUAAAUCAUCGUUUUUAUUUUUACAUAAAACACCUUACACUGGGACACUGCUUUAAUAUUCUAGAUGAUUUCUUGUUCAUUUUUAUAUAGCGUUAGUUGGGAUUGGUGGUUCUGUGUGUGACGGUAGCAGCACAGGUUUAGACGUAAUGGAGGAUCUGAGGGGAAGGUUGUUGCUAGUUCUUGAAACUAGCACCAUUGUGCCUUUUUUUUUUUUAACCCUUUCUGGAAAUCAAUGGUGUAAUUACAUGAUGACUUUGUCGACCAGUUUACCCUAGUUUUAUCUCUGAAAACACUACUUUAUCUAAGUUUCAAUGUUACAUUUAGCUGUUUUGCACAAUGAGUAAAAUAAUGCACAUAAUCUCUCACUUUUCCUCAUUGCUUGGUGUGAUUUAUUUUUUAUUUUUCAUCUUUAAACUGCACCGAGGUGAAAUUGGAUGUUUCUCAUUCACACACAGUUUCCUCCUAUUGUUUAAUGAUGUGAAUGUCACUUUUUUUGAAUAGCACAGAACACUAACAUAACAUCAGUGGUGUUAUCCAGUUACCACAAUCUACUACUUCACAACCGCGCCACCGUUAACAGCCUAACAUUUUCGGCUCUGGUGCUGAUUUAAGUGCAACACGCACAGCUUUGUCACCUCACAGCCUUUUUCACAGUUUUAAAGGAAGCAUUUAUUCAGGUUCAUCCAAGAAGUGCUAUCACAAAAUGGUACCUUAAGUCUGGUGCACAGCCGCACGGUGUAGCAUGUUAACCUCUUUACUCUUCAAGUUUGGCUGUCUUGGGGUAGACCUGGUGGAUUUUCAGUUUUAGGUGCACGGCAAAAGGGUUUUGGACACCGCAUUUGUUUUUUUUUUUGGUUAAAUAUUGUUUACGUGCCUGCACAUGGGUUGGUUUGUACAUCUGUAUAUAUAUGGUGUGAUUUCUGGAAGGUUAGGGUAACAAGUUUGUGUGCGUUUUCUCAGGUUUUAGCCCAGAUUGGGGCUUGAUGCUACCUACCUCUGUCACUCUGCCCUGGAAAACCUUAACUGCUGUCCCUUUCCUGAUAGAAAACACAUGGGUUGAUUUACAGCUCCCUUUUUUAUUUUUUAUCUAAAUCCUUUUCUUUAAGACUUUAAGCUGACAUUUUGAUCUUUUUUUUUUUUUUUCUUUUUAAAAACUGUUUAUAAAUUGGGUUUGUUUUUCAGUGAAAUGAAGUAAAUCAUACAUGUUUAUUAGGUGUUACUGUAUGGAGGUGUUUGCCUGUUAAGCUGCCUUUGGUCAAGGGAAUUUUUCCAAUGGAUUAAACUUCUUCUCUUCCUGUUCAUGGUGUUCAUUGGUGUAAGAAAUGUUACAUUUGCUUUUAAUUAUUAACAGAUAUUGUCUCCAAUUUCAAAAUGGAAUAGUUGAUUACUGUGAUGGUUUGCAUAUUUUGUCCCACGUGUUCGCAUCUGUUUUAACUCCAGUCCUCACAGACCUAAAAAUCAUAGAAAAAAUGUAUACUCUCACCAAAAUCUAUGCAUUUAUUAAUUGGCAGUAAGGGUUCAGUUUUAUUCCUGCACAGAAUGUACCGAUUACAGAACUAAUGGCUGAAUGUUCUUUUAUAUGCAAGAUUGGUUAGGAGUUGCAGCACAUAUGUCAUGAGGCUUAACAGUGUAUCAAACCUUAAACAAUGCAUCCUAAAUAUUACAUUUAUCAUAGAUUUGGUACUAAGUGCACAGAUUGGCUCCAUAUAUAAUUACAAGAGUGCACUUUAGUGAUCUGUAGCAUGUCUGCAAAUGUUCUGCUCUGCAGGUGUUUUAAUACUAGUGUUUCUGUGUGCAAUAUUAUCAAGGGGGGUGCAAGACGGAAGAGUGGACACCUGAGCCUUUAGUCACAAUUUGCACUGUUUAUAGAUUGCUUUGUAGUAGUAAAUGGGCUGCUCCUAGAGGAAAGUAAAUUUUAAAUGCUUCAUAACCAAUCUUAAAUGAAUUCUAAUUGUUCUGAGGAUUGGAUGUGGUGGUGGUGAAUUUCUGUAUAUAUUGUACGUAAAGAUAUGGAAAGGGUAUAUAUUUUUUUCUUUUGCUGUGUGAUGAAGCUUUUGGUGAAUAAACAUUUUAAAUCAAA
Fundulus heteroclitus (mummichog) is the source of this 5024-nucleotide messenger RNA. RefSeq names its product tripartite motif containing 36 (gene trim36). The record is from RefSeq and is a predicted model, not a curated record. Gene Ontology annotation, molecular function: zinc ion binding; protein binding. The coding region runs from base 267 to 2594 and encodes 775 amino acids. Lineage: Eukaryota; Metazoa; Chordata; Actinopteri; Cyprinodontiformes; Fundulidae. The transcript is spliced from 14 exons.